This is a messenger RNA of Penicillium soppii, 1503 nucleotides long. RefSeq lists its product as uncharacterized. The record is from RefSeq and is a predicted model, not a curated record. NCBI's taxonomy places the organism in Eukaryota, Fungi, Ascomycota, Eurotiomycetes, Eurotiales, Aspergillaceae. The transcript has 2 exons. Bases 1 to 1503 code for a protein of 500 amino acids.
AUGUCGACGCACGACGAUCCUCACAAUUAUUCCCCUAUGACCUACGAGCCCGUCGUUCCUACGGAUCUCACCCGAGGAUCUUAUCACAGCGCAAUGGGUCCCAUGCCAGAUCAUACGGUGCGAGAGACUCACAGCUCGUCUGACGAAAGCAACUCGUCUCUCAGAAGCCCGCGGACUGCCCGAUUCGCCGAAGCUACAUCAAUUCAUUCGCCCAUUGAACAGUCAAGAGCGCAACAGUCACCUUUUGCCGACCCUCCUAAGAACCGAUCACCGGGAGACGUUGGCGACGUUGGCUUUGGCUAUGUAGCAGCGAACAACAAUCGUGUGGAUGAUCAAGUCCCCAUGUCCCCAUUCAGACCUGAUUUGAAGGUGCCACAGACGGCCAAGUCGUUGAACCCGCUCAGCCCGACUUUUCGUGAGGAAUACCUGCUCGAGAAGCAAGAAAAGAAGGCUGGAGUUGAAAAUGCCCGAGACAUGAGAAUUAAACUCCGCGUCCGUAUCGCCAAGGUUUUCCUGCGUUUCGUCAACUUCGGCUGCAGUCUCAUUGUCCUGUCUCUCCUUGCAGUCACAUUGACUGUGUUCAACGCAACCAAGAACCUACCCACUCGCAACAGUCUUCCCGCCUGGGCAGAGGGAACCAACCCAUGGGCCCAGUAUCUCCUUCUAAGCAUGGCCUGUGUCUCCCUAUUUGCCUGUCUAAUAGUAUUCUGGGCCUACCGCAAAGGCGGACACAGACGCGCUGAGAAAGCCGCAGUCUACUACACAGGUUUCUCAAUCGCCUUCUUCGCCUUCAACCUAAUAAUGUGGAUAGUCGGCGCAGCAGUCUACCAGCACUCCAAGGCAACAGGCAACAGCAAAGACAUGUGGGGAUGGUCCUGCGCCCAGAACACUCGCGAACAACUAUACCACGACACCGUCGACUACGCCCUUCUCUGCCGCCUUCAAGACUGGGGUCUCGUCUGCGCCAUCAUCGAAGUCGUCAUCGAGGUUUUCGUCAUCGCAAUUUACGCUGUAGUCUUCUACCGCGUCUGGAGCAAGCGCAAGCUCAUGAAAUCAAUGGACACCCGCGACAACGCCCGCUCAGAUCUCUACCUCGCCCAACUGCGCCUCCAAUCCGCCCCGAACACCCCGGGCUUCGCUACCUUCAACUCUUACCCGCCCAAAUCUCCCUUCUACGCCGCCGGUCCGGUAGACCCCUACUCAUCCGCCGAGAAGGGCCAAUGUCCGACAACUCAGUACGCCUCGCCUGCCUCGCCUACACGUCCCAAACCCUCUUUCCAGCUCCAGGCCCCGCCUAUCAAAAUCCAGCAGCCGACUCCGCAAACUGCACAGGAGGAAUUCGCUCCGUAUCACGCGAAAACUCCGUCGCCUCCUCCGAGUCACCGAGCUAGUCCGCCUAUGCAUGCAAUCAGCCCUCCGGGAGAGAUCGUUUACGACGCGGUGCCGAUUCCCGGUGCCUAUGUGAAUCCUAUGGUUUCUUUCCCGGCUCCUGUACACAGAUAA